Salvia splendens (bonfire salvia) is the source of this 1132-nucleotide messenger RNA. RefSeq names its product protein RGF1 INDUCIBLE TRANSCRIPTION FACTOR 1. The coding region runs from base 251 to 898 and encodes 215 amino acids. The record is from RefSeq and is a predicted model, not a curated record. NCBI's taxonomy places the organism in Eukaryota, Viridiplantae, Streptophyta, Magnoliopsida, Lamiales, Lamiaceae. The transcript has 4 exons.
ACAACUUUCCCACCCCCAAACCACCCACCCUCGAAGCACACAGUCACACACCACCUCCACUUGAAAACUUUCCAGACUCCACUUUUCUUUUUUUUCCUCCAAUAUAGCAAUAGCUUUCCUAUACAAAACGCACGCACACACCACCAUUUUCCAUAUUCCUCUCUGAAAAGGGAAAAUUAAGUCAUUCAAGCUGGCGAUUGAGAAUCAAGAAACCCCUGUUUUUGAAGUCAAGCCUAAAAACAAGAGAAUCAUGGGAGGUGAGGAGGAAGAGAACAGAUGGCCGCCGUGGCUGAAGCCUCUGCUGAAGGAGCACUUCUUCGUGCAAUGCAAAUUCCACGCGGAUUCUCACAAGAGCGAAUGCAAUAUGUACUGUUUGGAUUGUAUGAAUGGCGCCCUCUGCUCUCUCUGUUUGUCUCAUCACCCCGAUCACCGCGCUAUUCAGAUAAGGAGGUCUUCGUACCACGAUGUGAUCAGAGUGAAUGAAAUCCAGAAGUAUUUGGACAUAAGCUGUGUUCAGACAUACAUAAUCAACAGCGCCAAGGUCGUCUUCUUGAACCAGCGCCCUCAGCCCCGCCCCGGCAAAGGCGUCACCAACACCUGCCAAGUUUGCUAUCGCAGCCUCCUCGACUCCUUCCGCUUCUGCUCUCUCGGCUGCAAGAUUGUUGGGACAUCGAAGAACUUCCUAAAGAUUCGGAGGCGCUCGCCGGAGAAGAAGGGGGCGCCGUGUGAGUCGUCGGAGGACUCGUACAGCAGCAGUAGCCAUAGCCGGAAUACGAGCAGGUUUCCUAGCUUCACGCCUUCGACGCCGCCGCGUAUGGCGUUGAAUUUCCGGUCUGCGAAGCGGAGAAAGGGUAUUCCUCAUAGAUCCCCAAUGGGAGGUCUCAUGAUAGAAAUAUAGGGUAACUUAAACUUAAAACUUUGCUUAACCUUAUGAAGAAGAAGAAGAAGACAUAGGUGUGUUUGUGUUACUCAAAGUAUUAGUAGUUUUCCUACUACUCCUACAUUGUAAAUAGAAGCAACUAUUGUAUACAAAUGUGAAAUAUAGACCAGACUAGAAACAAAAAAUAAGACAAUGUGUAAAGUUUAGUGUGGAACUUGAGUUCUAUGAAAAAUAUAUACUAUACUUUGUAUA